GACAAGUAACGUGAUGCGCUAAUCUUAGGAAUGACAACAUAAAGGUUAUUGUUUGCGCGUGCUCUUUACUUCAGACAACACCUUCAUAUACAGAAGACGGUUCCCAGUCUUUGCCACGCGGGUCACGAAAUGUGACAGGUGUCACAGAAUGUACGUCCCAGUGACCCAGAUAACCCCGGUCUUAGAUAUAUUUGUGUGACUGUACCCGAUCUCUUUACCUACGAACAGAGUGCAUCAGGUGGUCAGCAGAGAAAGGUCUCUCAUAUUUCUACAAGAUGGCCCCAGAACAGAUAUCUGUGAUUGAAACAGGACAGGAUGUUGCCAAGCAAAGUGGGAACGAAACAGAGGACCAGGAAGAAACUAUUUGCACAAGCUGGAGAGACAAGAUUUACAUGAACAAGUUCAUCUACACCGUCUACCUGGCCAUAGCGUUCUCCAUGUUGGGUGUGUGUAUCGGACAGAGAGGACCCUCCUUCCUUGACCUUCAAAUAAUCACCGACACGGACGUGGAGCGGGGAUCUGCGUUCUUCACUGCGGGGUCCGUCGGCUAUCUGGUAGGGUCUCUCGUCAGUGGCUUGGUGUACGACAAGUUCAACAAGGUGCUCACGAUGUUCUUCUUGGGGCUCUGCAUGGGCAUCAGCACAGGGGUUCUGCCGUUCUGUUCACUCUAUGGCUUAAUGGUGGCCAUCCAUCUCGUCACAGGAGUAUUCAUGGGCGGAAUCGACACAUGCGGGAAUGCAGAGCUGGUUCGUACAUGGGGGAGCAAUGGACGCUCGGCCAUGCAAACAGCUCAUUUUGCAUUUGCCUUUGGUGGAGUUCUCUCCCCUCUUAUGACCAAGCCCUUCCUGUCGCCAUUACCAGAUGUGAUCAAUGCUACAACAGCUCCACCCAAUGUUGGGUUCAGCGGGAUGAAUAUCACAGUCACCUCAGCUUAUAUAUCCUCCAAUUCAACUUUGACCCCAAUUGAAGAGAAACAAACAACAAUAGUUUUUUAUGCUUAUUUAAUUUCUGCUGUAUUGACAACAUUCUUUGCUUUUCCAUUUUUGAUAACAUAUUGUCGUGAAAAAUCUCAGAUGAAGAAGCGAACUGCAGGGGAGGCCACUCCGGAACCCCCAAACAUGUCACGUGCUGUGUUCAUCUUUACGAUAGGAAUGAUAUGUGUAACCUACAUGCUGUACUGCUCUGUCGAGGACAGCUUCGCAGCGUACCUGAUGACCUUUGUCGUCAAGCAUCUACACUGGAGCAAGUCUAGAGGAACGGAAUUAACAUCAGUAUUUUGGGCAUCCUUUGCUGGAGGAAGAUUUCUUGGGAUCUUCUUUGUAAAAUUUCUCACUCCAGUCAAGUUACUAUUUAUAUGCUGCACUUCUUUAAUAGCAUCGCUAAUCGCUUUUCUUGUUUGUGCGCAGUACGAUAUACCUGUAGGCAUUUGGAUCAGUUCGGUCACAACUGGACUGUCAAUGUCCGUUUUCUUCCCAACAGGGUUGACUUGGACGGAGGAGGAGUUGUUAAAUAUGUCCGGGAGAGUUGCAUCCGCUAUUUUGAUAGCUUCAUCGUCAGGGACCAUGGCGAACCCCAUAAUUCUGGGGUAUCUUAUGGAUGAACACAGUCUCAUGUGGUAUGCGUAUCUCCUCACGGCAGAAAGUAUUGCAUGUCUCCUCAUGUUCCUCAUACUUCUCAUCUACGCUCGCACGUUCCUGAAAAAGAGGAAACAGAGCACUGAUAUAACAAUAGAGGUAAAAGCCAAUGGUUUCUCGUCACAGGUUGAAGAAAAGUUUCUGUGAUCUGGUCAACUAAGGGAUGUGAGAGGGACUAUUUGAUUUUCAUUCAUAUUUUUAACAUGGGAAGGCGAUACGCAAUAAGCAGUAUUCCAAACAAAAUUUCCCAUAUUUAGUCAAGGAUGUUUAUCAACCAUUACCCAAUUCUGUAGAAAUUCUUCUCUUUGAAGUGGACAGUUACUAAUGGAUAUUAUCAUAACCAAGAUCUUGUAUUUGACUCACAGUUUUUACAUGGCCAAUAGCCUGUCCAAUAUGUGCCUAUAGUCAGCACUACAAAUUCAGCAUUACAUGCCUGAAUCCAUGUUUGGUUACAUACUGUUUCACUGAAGACAUGUUUUGUUACAUAUUGUUUUCCUGAAUACAGGUCUGAAUACACAUACAGAGAGAAAUACUGUUUCCCUGAUGACUUUGUUAGCAAUGGAUGUGUUUGGUUACAUACUGUUUCACUGAAGACAUGUUUUGUUACAUAUUGUUUUCCUGAAUACAGGGCCCACUUGCACAGAACAAUCUUAGUUACAAUCGAUCUUAGGCGGCUACAAUCAACUUUACAAUCACCCUACAAUUGUCCUAUUCCACUUGCACAAACCGAUCUUAACGCGAUUGUAAGACGGCUUGGAUUUAAGAUCGCGAUCUUAGCUAAGAUUGAAAUCUUCAAUGGUGGAGGUACAAAUAUCUUAAACUAGACUCCUGUCUAUGGUUGUCUGCAAACGCGCAAAUCUUGCUGCGCAUACAACGUGUGGAACCGGUUACAACAUACAACACGUACCUCCCUCCACGCACCUUGCACAGUUGAAAGGUCUCAACUAUUUGAAGGAAACUAUAAUUAGAAUGUUGGCAUAUAGAUUUAGUGACAUUCUUAUUAUGAAAGUAAAAA
This is a messenger RNA of Haliotis rufescens (red abalone), 2649 nucleotides long. Its product is annotated as sodium-dependent glucose transporter 1A-like. NCBI's taxonomy places the organism in Eukaryota, Metazoa, Mollusca, Gastropoda, Lepetellida, Haliotidae. The transcript has 4 exons. Gene Ontology annotation, biological process: transmembrane transport. The record is from RefSeq and is a predicted model, not a curated record. The coding region runs from base 276 to 1781 and encodes 501 amino acids.